GGUCCGAUGGUUAAGGUCCAUACACGUUAGCAUUUGCAUUCUACUAGGUCAAGGUGAGCUGAUCAGUGGUUUUGUGACUAGCAGAGCUAGAAGGAACUAUGGCUAAUACAGCAGAAACAUUGGAGGCUGAGAUAAGGAUCAAGUUUGAUCCUGAUGAGUACUUCCACACCUUUGCUGGCAAAGCACACCAGCUUCCAAGUCUUUGCUCUGAUAAAAUGCAUGGCAUUGAUGUUCAUGAAGGUGAUUGGAAGACUACAGGCUCUGUCAAGCUAUUGACUUAUGCUAUAGAUGGGAAAGUUGAAACUGUAAAAGAGAGGAUUGGAGUGGAUGAGGAGAACCGGACAAUCACUUACGAAGUUCUUGAAGGGCACAUUUUGGAACAAUACAAGACCUAUAAGGCUAAGUUCCAGGUUAUCUCAAAAGGUGACUCAAACUUUGCCAAAUGGGGUAUUGAAUAUGAGAACUUCAGUGAGAAUGAGCGUCCUCCAUUUCAUUACCUCCAAUGGCUAGUUCAUGCUGCAAAAGAUGUGGAUGCUUCACUUCUCAAAGCGCACGAAAAUAAAUAAUACAUCUAUAUGUACCAUAUAAUUCUUCUAUGGGUGAUAUAUUUAUCUUCAUUGCCAUCUUGGUCCGGGGUACCCGGAGUAAAAAAAAAACAAAGAAUGAAAGAGAAUCUUUAAUGUACUCCAUUGUCUGGGCUUAGUGAAGCCUCCAAAAAUUUGCUCUCCUGUUAGUGCUUGAUUGUAAUUUGUGUAAGUGUUAGCGAUUCUACUCCUGCUAGUGAUUGGUUGUAAUUUGUAUAAGUGUUAGCAAUUCUAGUCCUGUUAGUGCUUGGUUGUAAUUUGUGUAAGUGUUAGCAAUUCUACUCCUGCUAGUGAUUGGUUGUAAUUUGUAUAAGUGUUAGCAAUUCUACUCCUGUUAGUGCUUGGUUGUAAUUUGUAUGUGUUAACGAUUCUACGUGUAAUGACGAAAAAUAAAAUGAAUGUUUCGUGUGGCUUUAUAUCUA
Coffea arabica (coffee) is the source of this 1006-nucleotide messenger RNA. RefSeq names its product MLP-like protein 34. Gene Ontology annotation, biological process: defense response. NCBI's taxonomy places the organism in Eukaryota, Viridiplantae, Streptophyta, Magnoliopsida, Gentianales, Rubiaceae. The record is from RefSeq and is a predicted model, not a curated record.